GCAUCAUUGCCCUAAAUUACAAGUAGACUUUCGAAAUCCAAUAUUCCAAUCCAUAGGUUAGUUUGUCCUUUGUAAUCCGUAACAAAUUCAGGUUGAAAGCUGACGUAUAAAUAUGAAUAUAUGAUGUAAUAUUAUGCCUGAAAUUAAUCUUUCAACCUUAAUUAUAAAUACCUCUGCCGCCAUUAAAAUCAUUUCAACCCUUGAAAACCCCUAAAAACGGCUCAAAAUUUUGUGCAAAAAACAUCAAAUUUUCACAGAAAAAUCCAAUCUUUAUCCUUUAAUCGAAAAACCCUCUUCCCUUUUCUUCAAACCCUAGUUUUUUUCCUACCAGAAAUCAACAAUGGAGGCUGAAGAUAAUAAAAUUAGCAGCAGUAGCAGCAAUAUAAUCCCAGAAAAAGUAAUGGAAGGAGUAAGAACAACAUUGGCUAACAUUGAUGAACUUCAAUCAAAUUUUGAUGAGUUUCUCUCUCUUACUUCUGACCCUGAAGUUCUUUCUCAAUUACCACCAUUGGAGCGAGCUCAAUCCCUACUUUUGCUUGCCAAACUAACUUCUGUUCUUCUUUCUGUGAGGUUGAGGUGCAGUGGGGUUUACCCUGAUCACCACCCAAUUAAAGGAGAAAUUGAUAGGUUGAGCCGGUAUCAAGAAAAACUUGAGCGCUUUGUGGAUAAAAGUAAAGCACCCUUGCGACCUAGCACUACAGUGAACACCCAAGCAGCAACACGCUUUAUUGGACACUCUUUGCCUGAUCUUACCGCUGAGCAGAGAAAAAGAAUGAGGGCCAUCAGUAAGGGUGAGGAAGGCAGAAUGAAGUACUCCGAGAGGAAUAUUCAGAAGAAGAGGAAAACUCCGAUAAGUGACAUGAAAUCUGUGCGAGAGGCUGCAGAGGAAUUCUUGCAGAAAGCUGCCCGUGAACUUCUUGGUGAAACUAAUGGAGGUGUGAAGGGGCCUCUGGCCCCUGUGCAACCUGUCGAGAUAGAUGAGGAUUAAAUUACUGGAACUCCAUUAAUUGCUAUCCAAUCUCACUGUCAAUGAAAAUAUUGAAAUAGUCGGUAGGUAUGUGUAAAAAGUGAAAGUUUACUUGUUGGUGCAAGGAGACACCUGUGGUUUGGGAAAGAGAAGUUAUGUGGGAAUGUUCAUCCCAUUGAUGCUGAUGGUGGAAUUAGGUUAUCUAACAAGCAUUGGAGAUUUGGAUGGAUAUUCUAAUGGCAGCUCCUGCUUCCUGCAGCAGCUUGUUCAGCUAAAUUGUUAUUUAAACAUCUCUAAUUCUUUAUUUAUUUGUAAGAGAAAGGGUUCUGCUUAUACCAUGUUACCAACAAUGACAAUAGCCUAGCAUGUGUCUUGCUGAUAGAAAGUGUAGCUAAGAGGCGGCUUGUGAAAUAUCCAAGUAGGUGAGACAAAUAGUAGGAAAGGUCAGGCAGGUCAGAAAGCAAAAGUCUAUGCAAGUAAAGAAAAAAGAUGGAGUGAUAAAUAGGCGGCAGAGGAUGAAGUGAGGUGGCUAAAUAAAGGUAUUCCCAUCGUCAUUGGCGUCAGAUCUGAUGCUUAUGGUAUGGUGGUGUUGUAAGAUCACGAGUGGAACACCUUAUGAAUUUUUGUAGAAAGAUUUUGGUUGGUAUACAUAGAAGCAGCCCAGCUUUCAUAAGAACUCACCAAAAUUAGUUUUGUUGUAAACAAAUGAUAGAAUGAAGUUUAUGUCAAAGAAAGCCUCCAUGGACCAUGGGAUAAUGAUGAUGAUUUGAAUGUUCCAGGCUUCCAGCCCACCAUUCAUAAGAUGAUUAAGAUCUGAAUGUUUUAAAUGAAGUUUACAAGUGGGUUUGUAAUUUAAAGGAGUUAUAAGUGGGUUUGCCAUGAGAGGUGCAGUGAGUUUUUGAGAGUGAGAUGAGUGAGAAGAUGACUUUGUGUGGCAGAAGAGAGAGAGUAAAGAAAUAAGAGUAAAACCCUUAUGAGUAUUUCCAGGAAAAAAAUAUUAAUAAAAAUAAAACGGGUAACUAACGGGUACCCGAGAUACUCAACGUCUGGCACAGAAAUCAAGUUUUUUAAGCGGGUACCCAACCCGUAAAAAUGAAAAAAUUCACUGAUUACCCAUCGGGUAGUUUGUGGGUCUUCGGGUCAGGGUUUUUUUGUACACCCCUAUUUGUAACUAGGUUGGCUAAUGUUAUUGAGUUAAUGUAUCCUUUAAAUGUACUUAAGUAAGUCAAAUCUUACAAUUUCUCUUCAUUUGUUGGUGAGACUUGAUUUAUCCAUUUGUUUUGGUACUUUACAAUAAUGCUUUAUAAUAUCCCCUUGUUACUUCAUCUCAUUAUUUUCUUUGUAGAGUUUCAGAGGAUAAAAGGGCAUGUGUGGACUAUUACAUACUUUUUUAAGUAGCCACUUUAAUGGAGAUGACCUUUGUUAUUUGUACCUUGAAGGUCUGAACUUGGCCUUUGUCAAGAGCAUAGUUACUUUAAUUGAGCAUAUUGAUCUAGCACACAAAGAGUCUGAAAUCUGGGUAACCAUUUUGCAUUGGUUGAGUAGUAGCAAACUAAUUGAUCUUGUAUGACUUAUGCUGAGGAAGGAUACCUUCAUUUGGCGAUGAACUGCUGAUUCCAUAGGCGCAGUGUUAGUAGCCAAAAUGCCAUUUUAGCUACAGCUGCCUAUUAAUCACUUGUUGCUUCUAGGCAAUUUCGAUUGAUUAGAAUGUCUUGAUACCUGACUGGGCUGACUCUCUGCCACACUGCCACCUUAGUAUGAGAAAUAAUUCUUUUGCUGGUUAGCUGAAUUUUUCCAUUCCAUGUGCAUUUAUCUUGCUUGAUUUGGAAAUUACCUCUAGGUGAGUGAAUCAUUGUUUAUGAAUGGGAAUGUAGGAUACAUAGACGUAGCGCCUCCCCCAAUUCUGAUAACACUUACUCGUAAAGUCAUGGGUAAUGUAUUUUACCAAUAUUAGUUGGAUACUUGUUAAUUAUACUGCCUAUUGCUUCUAUUGUACUUUCUAUUUCUGAAAAUGAAUAUUGGCCUUUAAUAUUGAAAGAAAUAUUUGUAACAUUAGUAAAGAGUUUUUGAUACGUAUGUAACGAUAUCUUAUUGUAAUCUGGUGAAUGUUUAUCUUCUGUAUAUUAGUCAUCAAAGAUUUAGUAUGAAUGCAAGUUACAAAUAAUUUGGGACAAAUAGGAGGCCUUUAGACUACCAUCUAUUCAUCUCGAGAAGAGGAUUGUUGGACUUGAAUACGGAAAGAUCUAUACAGAUAUGGCAUGACAGACUGUCAGCUUGUAAUUGUAGGUUGUAAUGGUAUGUUGGAGAAAAACUUGUGUGUUAGUAUCUAUUGUUGUGGAUUAGACAUCAUGGUGUAAAUGUAUUUUCGUCACUCACUUCCCUUUUCUGAAGUGUUUAUGGAGUUUAUUUGAGUUUUUGACAUGGUGUUUUGUAAGAGAGAGAGAGA
Chenopodium quinoa (quinoa) is the source of this 3413-nucleotide messenger RNA. Its product is annotated as nuclear nucleic acid-binding protein C1D-like. The record is from RefSeq and is a predicted model, not a curated record. Gene Ontology annotation, molecular function: RNA binding; DNA binding. The transcript is spliced from 6 exons. The coding region runs from base 341 to 988 and encodes 215 amino acids. Lineage: Eukaryota; Viridiplantae; Streptophyta; Magnoliopsida; Caryophyllales; Amaranthaceae. Gene Ontology annotation, biological process: maturation of 5.8S rRNA; regulation of gene expression. Gene Ontology annotation, cellular component: nucleolus; exosome (RNase complex).